AUGAAACUUGCCCUGCCAAUUCUUGCGGCUAUCGCUGCCUCUUCAGAGGCCGCUUUUUGUAACGGAGGAUGGGGUUUACCGUCAGGGUCUUCAUGUCCCAGUCCCUAUGUGAGUACAGCACAGAUCACUAGAAAGCCAGCCCCUACUAACUGUUCGCAGAGCUGGUCCUUCUGCUGUCAAGAACCAGGAAGUCCAAAUCCGACUUUUCCUACAUUUAGGAAUUGUGUAUACCCUGGUAGGGGUGGACGGCCCGCCCUCGACUCUUGCAACGGUAGCGGACUGUGUGACUCGUUUAUCCAAUGCUGCACCAUUUGA
Molecule: messenger RNA, 315 nt
Organism: Alternaria arborescens
Lineage: Eukaryota; Fungi; Ascomycota; Dothideomycetes; Pleosporales; Pleosporaceae
Exons: 4
Coding region: 1-315 (104 amino acids)
Source: RefSeq, a predicted model, not a curated record